AUCACUCUGCCCGCGCCCUGGUCCCACUCGCGCCGACCACUGUCAUUUCACCCUAGACGUAUACCGCGGCUCUCGAGCUCCCAUAGCAGCGCUUGGCCAUCAUGUCCAACUCCUCCCCACUCGAGCCUACGCCGCCUGAUUCGAAGGCCCCGGCCGCAGCCUCGUCGACGCCUAUCGCGUCCUUUGCCUUCAACUCGGGCGAUGAUGCUGCGCUGCGCCAAUGGGAGGCUGAUCAGAAGCAGAUGCGACCCAGCACUGCUUCCAAAGAUGAGGACCAGAUCACUACCACAUUCAGCAGUGACCCUUCUGGCACGACAUCCAGCAGCAGCUUCGGCGCCAAGCCCAUUGUGGCCGCCGGCGACGUUCCUCAUAUGCCCGCACCGGCCUCUGUUCCUGUACAGCGAGACGAAAAGGUUGACUCCGACAAGCUCUCGUCAGCCCCUUCUCAUGUAGCAAUUGAGCUCGAGAAGCUGCAGAACGACGAAGGCGAAGAAGCCAUGCGCCAGGACAUCUACCUUCCGGCGCAAGAUCUCCUCAUGACCAUCCGCUAUCUCGAGAAAAGCUGGCUAAAUUUCACCCUCUUCCUCAUCGGAUCUGUCCUGACUGCGGGUAUUCUGCCCCUCAUCAUCGUCUUCUGGGUCCCGCGCAUCUACCGCCAGUGGAUCUACUACGUCCGGGAGGCACCCACCGAGGACGAGUUGGCCGACUGCAAGGCCAUCCCUUGCCUCGUCAAGAUCCCGAGCGAGCCAGCUUCGCUCCAGAAGUUGGUACCUCACAAACUGCCCACGCCCACGCCUGCCAACAAGAUGUUCAGCCCCAACUUCACUAUUCCUUAUACCAGCCCGGCUGAUGUUGCGCAGGAGGUCCCGCGACCUCCCCUCGCUGGAGGCCCUACGGCCAACACAACCCUUCUUAGCCACGUCUUCGUCCUCAAUUUCCGUCAUACUCCUCUGAUCUUCCACGCUCCCUCGCAGAAGCUCGUCUCUCUUCCAGAGUGGCGAGACGUCGGCCUAGAAUCCGGCGCUGCUCCUCUCACGCAGUCAGAGGUUGCCUUCCGUCAUGCCCUCUUUGGCCCAAACAUCAUCGAUGUCAGGGGCCAGUCGCUCAUCAAGCUCACUAUCACAGAGACGUGCCAUCCCUUUUACGUCUUCACAUUGGCCUCGUGUGGUCUGUGGUUUUACGACACGUACCAAGUCUACGCUGCAGUCGUCCUUGCUAUCUCCAUCCUCGGUAUUGCGGCUACUGUCAUUCAGUCUCACCGAUCUCAGGUCAGGCUGCAGCGAACUGCGCGAUACGAGACUCAAGUCGAGGUCAUGAGAGUCGGACUCAGCGCCACCUCUGCAUCUUCGUCGCCAAACGACGAGAAGGCGUCCCUGGCAUCAGAGACGUGGGAGAAGGUCUCGUCUGAGGCUCUGGUACCUGGCGACAUUGUGUCUCUUUCCCCGCUCCUCUCGCAGUCGCUACCCGCCGACAUGCUUCUACUGCCUGGCGCAUCCAGCUGCUUGGUCAACGAGUCAAUGCUCACAGGCGAGUCAGUCCCCUGCUCCAAGACGCCCAUCUCUCCGCAAGCCCUCGCCGAGUUCGCACGCGGAGAGCGAGACCUCAAAGGAGUAGAGAAGAGCCUCGUAUGGGGAGGCACAGUCCUACUUCGAGCGAGCGCCGAGAACUCAAAUGACCGAGUCAAAGCCGUGGUGACGUCGACUGCCUGGAACUCGAGCAAGGGCUCCCUCGUCAAGAUGAUGCUCUUUCCCAAGCCCGUCAACUUCGCCUUCUACAAGGACGCUUUCCUAUUCAUCCUGAUCCUCAUCGUCAUCGCCGUCAUCGGCUUCAUUGGCAGCGUCAUCAACUUUGUCAUCGUAGGCGUCGAUGGCGAUGAAAUUGGGCUGCGGACCAUCGACCUCUUCACCAUCUGCGUCCCACCCGCUCUGCCAGCUGCUAUGAGCAUCUGCUCGACGUUUGCGCUGCGUCGCCUGAAGCAGGCCAAGAUCUUCUGUGUGUCGCCGCAGAGGAUCAAUCUGGCGGGCAAAGUCUCGAUUGCGGUAUUCGACAAGACGGGCACGCUAACUGAAGGUGGCCUCGAAGUUCGUGGCGUGAGGAUGCGCGGUGAGAAUGGCAAGCUCGACGAGCUGCGCGAGCGCAUGGAGGAUGUCAAUGAGGUUGAGCGCGAGGUCAAGAUGGAAGAGGCAAUGGCUGCCACGCACGACGUCAACCUCAUCGACGACGAACCGCUCGGUGACCCGCUCGAAGUCAGCAUGCUCCUCUUCACCAAAUGGACGAUGGAGAGCGCGAAGAGGCCGCUGACCGGUGCUCAAGUCAGUCAGGGCAGCAUAGACCCCUACGUACAAUGCCUUCGCUCCCCUUCAGGUGACGCGACCAUCGCCGUGCUGCGCAAGUUCGACUUCGUCCCCAGCCUGCGCCGCAUGUCGGUCAUCACUCAGGCUGCCUCGUCAUCCACCUCAUCGGCGACAAUGUACGUCAAAGGCGCACCCGAAUCGAUCAUGCCACUCUGCGACCCUGCUACCAUCCCGGACGACUUCGACGUUAUCCUCAACGAAGCUACGCGACGUGGUCUUCGUGUCCUUGCUUUCGGCUACAAGACUGCCUCGCUCAGCUGGUCAGGAGCUCAAACCUGCCCACGCGAGUACGUCGAGUCAGACCUCUCUUUCCUCGGCCUGCUCUUCUUCGAGAACAAGCUCAAGAGCACGACCGCAGCUGCCAUCGCAGAGCUGCACGAGGCGGAGAUUCCAACAAAGAUGUGCACGGGCGAUUCGGUUAACACCGCGAUUUCAGUGGCAAGGGAGGCGGGCAUGAUCCCACCUGGCCAGCCAGUCUUCGUGCCCCGUCUUCCGCAGGGAGUCAAGGCGCACAAGAGCCUAGGCGGGAUGUCCAAUCCAGCUGAGCUGGUGUGGAGCGAUGUCGACUUGCCGCAGGAGGGCGAAGGAGCGGACGAAGAUGGCGGGCUGGACCCUUACUCGCUUGCUCCUCGUGACCCGAAGCUGAGCUUGUCGACAGUAGGCCUCGCGCUGACCGGGGACGUCUUCCAGCACUUGCUUUCGCACGCCUCAGACGAAACUAUGGCCCGCCUCCUGGUGCGCGCACAGGUGUUCGCCCGCUUCUCACCCGAGCUCAAGGCAGAGCUGGUGGACAGACUGCAGCGAAUUGACCAUACGGUUGCUUUCUGUGGUGAUGGAGCGAAUGACACUGGUGCGCUCAAGGGGGCAGACCUGGGACUCUCACUCAGCGAGGCUGAGGCUUCGGUCGCCGCUCCGUUCACGAGCGGUGCCGAUGACAUUGGCUCCCUGCCACAUCUCAUCAAGGAGGGGCGUAAUUGUCUUGCGACUUCGACCAGCCUCUUCCUCUACUUUGCCCUCUACGCCCUCACCGAGUUCUAUAGUGUCAUCCUCCUCUUUGGAGUCACCGCCUCACUAGACAACGCUCAGUAUCUAUGGAUCGACAUCUUCCAGGUCUUCUGCAUUGCAAUCGGCAUGGCCUGGGGUCGCCCUGCUGCCACCCUCUCUAAGUCGCGCCCCUUCUCCCGCCUCAUGACACGGCGCAUCGUCCUCUCCCUGCUGGGCGCUAUCGUCCUCCUCAUCAUCGCGCAAACGGUGCCCUACGUGAUUCUGCACAAGCAAAGCUGGUACGAGCAACCCCCAUUCCAGCCCGCGGAUCUCUCUCUGACAAAUCAGGACAAUAGCGUGGUGAGCAAGACGGCCAUGUUCACCUUCACCAUCGCCUCAAUUGGCUGGGCGCUCGGUCCGCCGCAUCGUGAGCCGCUCUACCGCAACUACCUGCUGUCCUUUGCUAUCCUUGCCCUCGCGGCCAUCAAUUUCGGCAUCCUCUUCUCCAACUCCGAGUCUAACGGCCUCUUCCGCCUCUUUGGACUUGUCGAGCUGCCUACGAGCUUCCUGUUCAUCAUCUUCGGUACCGUCCUGGUGCAGGCGCUCCUCUUCUUCGUGUGGGAGCUCUGGGCAGUGGAUGUCGUCUGUGGAUGGUUGGCGGGGCCGAUGAGGCGAUUCAGGAGUUGGAGGAUCAGGGGAGACAACGUUGAUGUUGAGAAGAAGUUUAGACGGGUGGAGAGGGCAUUGAAGAGGGAAGAGGCACAGAGGGUUGGAGUGUAGCGGGUGUAAGGCAGCCUACGAGUUGCUCAGUCUCACCUGCGUCCGUGUCAUCAUGUUGUGUUUUGUUCGUUCCUGUACUUUUAGCAUCGGUUUGCACGCUCUUCGCAUUGGCUGAAUCGCAUCGAGCAUCAGCAUCAGCAUCAGCGGUCAAAUCAGAGAUUGAGCCGUGACGAUGAUCUUGUGAUGCCCAUACGUCGCCGUCUAAAGUGGUGAAACACAUGACUCCUCGCUCUCAUCUCGGCGCAGCCCUCACUCCCAAUCCACUCGUCCCCGUCCCCUCACCACUUCCAGCGUCCCUGACCGCCUGACUCCUCUCGCUCAUGGUCAAAUGUUCCCCCAAUCCAACCCCUCC
Jaminaea rosea is the source of this 4470-nucleotide messenger RNA. RefSeq lists its product as hypothetical. Gene Ontology annotation, cellular component: membrane. The coding region runs from base 102 to 4118 and encodes 1338 amino acids. Gene Ontology annotation, biological process: intracellular calcium ion homeostasis. The record is from RefSeq and is a predicted model, not a curated record. Gene Ontology annotation, molecular function: ATP binding; P-type transmembrane transporter activity; ATP hydrolysis activity. NCBI's taxonomy places the organism in Eukaryota, Fungi, Basidiomycota, Exobasidiomycetes, Microstromatales. The transcript has a single exon.